CACGCCCAGCGUUUAUUUCCGGGUAAAGAGGACUGGAAAGGGGUACGACUCAUUUAAUUUUACCAAACAUCGCUCGGUUUCCCUUCUAUGUGGUGUGUCUUUUCUCAUUACUGUUACAGCGCAACGGCAAGGAACAUUUUUACACACUUCCCCACAAACUGCCUGACCUACUAAAUCUUGAUUGACAUGGCAGCCAAUGGAGCGAGCUGUGAACAGCCUCAGAAACGUGCAGGAGCUAAAGACAAGCAGAAUGGCAGGUCUACAGACUCCUCGGUGAGAGAGCGGCGGCAGAAAGAUAAGGAGGACCGCCUGUCUCUAGUGGUAUGGAGGAGACCUGUCACCACGCUUCAUUACUUCCUCCUGGAGACCCUGAUCAAGCUAAAGGAGUGGACAUUUAAGCUUUGGCAGCAACGGGGCACAGUGUUUUUGGUUUUGGUGUUAUGUUCUAUGUUCUCCAUUGCCUACUCCACUGAGGGAGCACACCAACAUUAUGUUGAGUACCUGGAGAAGAAGUUCCUAUGGUGUGCCUACUGGGUAGGACUUGGGAUCCUGUCCUCAGUAGGCCUUGGGACUGGCCUGCACACCUUCCUCCUCUAUCUGGGUCCUCACAUAGCAUCAGUAACCCUGGCAGCAUACGAGUGCGGCUCCACAGACUUCCCAGAGCCUCCGUACCCAGACCAGCUUGUCUGUCCCCAAGGUGGAGGGGUGGAGGGAAGCAUCUCCCUCUUCUCAAUCAUGUCAAAGGUCCGCCUGGAGGCAUGCAUGUGGGGGGCAGGCACGGCCAUCGGGGAGCUGCCUCCAUAUUUCAUGGCCAGAGCGGCUCGUCAGUCAGGAGCUGAUCCAGAGGAUGAAGACUAUGAGGAGUUUGAGGAGAUGUUGGAGCAGGCCGAAGGCGCUCAGGAUUUUGUCACAAGAGCUAAACUGGGAGUCCAGCACAUGGUGCAGAAAGUGGGAUUUUUUGGGAUCUUGGCUUGUGCCUCUAUCCCCAAUCCUCUCUUUGAUCUGGCUGGUAUAACUUGCGGUCACUUUAUGGUUCCCUUCUGGACCUUCUUUGGCGCAACUCUAAUUGGGAAAGCCAUCAUCAAGAUGCAUAUACAGAAACUAUUUGUCAUCAUUACCUUCAGCAAGCACAUAGUGGAGCAAAUGGUGUCGCUCAUCGGGUCUGUGCCCAGAGUUGGACCGUCACUUCAGAAGCCCUUCAGCCAGUACCUGGAAGCACAGAGGAACAAGCUGCACCAUGCUGGGGGAAGUGCACCAGCGGAUGAGAACUGGCUGUCGUGGGUGUUCGAGAAGGUGGUGCUGGUCAUGGUCUGCUACUUUGUCAUUUCCAUCGUCAACUCCAUGGCUCAGAGCUACGCCAAGCGCCUGCAGCAGCAGAGGCACUCAGAGGAGAAAACGAAGUGAUGAUGAGACAAAGCGGUGCAAACAUCCAAGUGACUGUGUUUGUUCUGCUGCUGCUGAGAGCCCUCCGCUCAGCCCCAGCCACUCACAACUUAACAACAAACCUCACCCCCCAUCCAUUCUCAGAGACUGAACGUUACAAAACACCAGACACUAUUUGUUGGUGUGUGUGUGCUUUAGAGAGGAUGUAUGUGCUAUUUACUGUUUGUCCCUCUUCAAGUUUUGUAGUUCUUCCCCUCAUCUCAACUUUCUAGGUGUGUGUAGUACGAUUGGUUCUAACGCUGGUCUUAACAUGUUAUUUUAACGGUAAAUUGAACCCAUUCAUUGACCUCAGAAGCAGCGGUUUGGUGGUGACUGCUGUGUACGGGCAGUGCCCAUUAGAUGCUAUGCCUUAUGCAAGACUGGAAGGUCUAACUUCCUUUUGAAUAUAGUUCUUGACUUAUAAACUUGAUUUUUAUUUAAUUUUGUAACAUGUAUGUAUGUAUGGAUCUUGAUUUGUUUGUACAGUGUGCUGCCAUGAUAACUGCGAUGGGUGGUCUUGCUUUUCAGGGUUUAAUUUUCCUCAUGUUUUUGUCCUGUUAAAACAGUAAGACCAAUUGUCUUUUUUUGUUUCUAGAAAUUUCUGUUUAAAAUGGUAGAGGAAAAAAAGCAAUAUCAACUUAAAACAGUGUGGUAUUGAUGGUUUGCACAUUGUGUAAAUAUCUUUGACAGUAUGCGCAGAUGUAUUUCUAUUCUAAUGGUCUGUGUGGACGUGAGUUAUCUUGAACCAAAACAAAAAAAAGAAAAAGGUGACAUCAUUUGUAAAGUGACAUUGUACGCCUAGUUAACUAGUCCCAUUUCUAUACUGUACAUUUAGGUUGAAACUUGGAUCAGAUCAUGGAUAAAACAUGUAAAUCAUGGCACCUGU
Messenger RNA from Micropterus salmoides (largemouth bass), 2308 nucleotides. RefSeq names its product vacuole membrane protein 1 (gene vmp1). NCBI's taxonomy places the organism in Eukaryota, Metazoa, Chordata, Actinopteri, Centrarchiformes, Centrarchidae. The transcript is spliced from 12 exons. The record is from RefSeq and is a predicted model, not a curated record. Bases 187 to 1404 code for a protein of 405 amino acids.